Molecule: messenger RNA, 1553 nt
Organism: Bactrocera dorsalis (oriental fruit fly)
Lineage: Eukaryota; Metazoa; Arthropoda; Insecta; Diptera; Tephritidae
Product: pre-mRNA-splicing factor 38B
Exons: 6
Coding region: 149-1246 (365 amino acids)
Cellular component (GO): precatalytic spliceosome
Source: RefSeq, a predicted model, not a curated record
CCGCUGAAUUCGUGGUUGUCGCGUUUUGUACAUAUUUUUCCGUCGCCAAACGUUUGUGGUGUUUUAUCGUGAGUUAUGGGAGCUAAUAGAUUUUUAUUAAAAAUUGAACAUUAAUUGUAAAUUGUGUGAGAAUAAACUAUUAAUUAAAAUGGAUGAAGAAUAUCAGCAACAGUCUUCAGCGGCGAAGAAGAUUGGUAAACAACAUAAUACUCUGCCGCUGUGGGGAAAUGAAGCUACUAUGAACCUCAAUCCCCUUAUUCUGGCGAACAUACAGGGCUCUAGCUAUUUCAAAGUUCAUUUGUUCAAACUUAAAACUUAUCAUGAAGUUGUUGACGAGAUCUAUUACCAAGUAAAACACAUGGAACCUUGGGAGCGAGGAUCUCGAAAAACGUCUGGACAAACUGGCAUGUGUGGCGGAGUGCGAGGAGUGGGCGCUGGCGGCAUAGUAUCAACGGCUUACUGUCUAUUGUAUAAAUUGUACACCCUUAGGCUGACUAGAAAGCAGGUUAACGGACUUCUAAACCACACAGAUUCACCCUAUAUAAGGGCUCUAGGUUUUAUGUACCUUAGAUAUACUCAACCGCCAGCAGAUUUGUACGACUGGUAUGAAGAUUAUUUUCAAGAUGAAGAAGAAAUUGAUGUAAAGGCUGGCGGUGGACAGACUAUAACUAUUGGCCAAGUGGUGUAUCAAUUUCUCACUAAGCUUGAUUGGUUUUCAACAUUAUUUCCCCGUAUACCUGUUCCUAUCCAAAAGCAAAUAGAAAAGAAAUUGGAGGAAUAUUGUCGCAAAAAUAAUAUAAGUCAACAGCAAUUAAGCUCAGCAAGGAAUGCGGCAUCUAAUAGUGGAGGUGUGAAUUAUGACUAUGAUGAUGCAGUUUAUGAUCGCAGAAGUGGUGGCGCUGGUAGCAGUCGAAGCCGAGUUCAACAAGCAAGUAGUGGGAGUUAUCGAGACGAACACGAUGACCGCGAUAACUACUGUAACAGAAGACGUGAAGAUUCGCCUUUAAAUUCAUACCACAGUAGCAGGGAUCGGGAUCACUACCGAGAGAAGCACAAGAAGAAACAUAAGCGCAAGCACCAUUCUAGAAGUAGAAGUCGUAGUCGUAGCGAAAGUCGGAACCGAACUGAACGGAGAAAAGAUAUGGAUUGUGAUAGGGACCGCGAACGUGAACGUGAGCGAAACAGGCCUAAGGAAAGAGAUUUCGAGCGUCGUGGUCGUGACUAUGAGGAGCGCAGAUAUCGUUAAAAAAUCUAUUAAAUUAUAUAGGAAUAAACACAGACGGAGGCACAAAGUAAAUCCGGAAUAAAAAGAUGGGGAAAAUUAUAUAAUUUUCCUAUAGUCCUAUAGCCCGAAAACAUUAAAUAUAACAUUUCCAUUUUAUAAGCCAUUGUUGAACUCAGGACGUCUGUUGUCUUAUACUUUCAUUAUAUUGUAUACAGCAAAUAGAUAUGUUGGUUUAAAUGUUACAAUAGUUACUGAAAUUGUUUUGCUUAAUACUAAAGAUGAUUUAAUAAAUAAAUAGCCCGAUGAGGUAAUUACAAGCAUAUACAAA